AUGAGAACUACGGCCCAACCUAUCUUCAUCCGUGUCCUCGCAUACAGGCCUUACUCUGAGCUCUGUACAUGCGCGGGCUGCUACGAGGAAGAGAGAACGGUCAGCUCUUUGGGGGUAUGGUGUGCUUCAGCGCUGGAGGUGUCAGUGGGGAAGGUGCCCUUCAUGGAAGCGAUGAACGGCAGCACGGUGCUGUUACCCUGCAUCUACUCCAGCUGCAUCGGCAUCAAGAACCUCUACUUCAACUGGCACUACAACGACAACGGCACCAUGGCGAAGCUGUGUGAGGCUGUGAUCCCUAUAGAAGGUGUGGAACCACGGGUGCAGGUGUACCAGGAGCGGAUAGAGUUUGUGGGCAGCAGUAAGCACAACAACAUCUCCAUCCUGCUUUUCAACGUGACCUUCGAGGACGAGGGAGAGUACACCUGUUUCGCCCGGAACCCCAAGGAGAAGAACCGUAACCACAGCGCCAUCUUCACCCUGUUCGUGGUGGAUGAAUUGAAAGUGGUUGACAAUACCGUAACCACCAUCAUCGUGUCUGUCGUUGGCGGAGUCAUUGGCUUGAUCAUUGUUGUCAUGGUGACAAAGACGGUGGUGCUCCUCAUCCUAAAAAAGUCUGCAGAGAAGAAUAAAGAGUGCCUUGUGAGCUCAGGACAGGACAACACAGAAAAUGGACUGAACACAGCCAAAGCGGACAACAAAGCCACACCAAAGGCAUGAAACAUGUGCACCUAUGUAUAUGUACAUAUAUGUCUGUACAUGUAUAUAUGUACACAUGCAAAUAUAUUGAACAGGCAUAGAAAGAAAGCUAUUAUCAAUGAACUGUUUUAUCUUUAUCUAAUGACAAAAGUAUAACAUAAACCAAUGUGAAAUAGUA
Messenger RNA from Salvelinus namaycush (lake trout), 874 nucleotides. It is a transcript of the gene scn4ba, whose product is annotated as sodium channel, voltage-gated, type IV, beta a. The transcript has 6 exons. Lineage: Eukaryota; Metazoa; Chordata; Actinopteri; Salmoniformes; Salmonidae. Gene Ontology annotation, cellular component: voltage-gated sodium channel complex; membrane. The record is from RefSeq and is a predicted model, not a curated record. The coding region runs from base 1 to 717 and encodes 238 amino acids. Gene Ontology annotation, molecular function: transmembrane transporter binding; sodium channel regulator activity. Gene Ontology annotation, biological process: regulation of sodium ion transmembrane transporter activity; cardiac muscle cell action potential involved in contraction; regulation of ventricular cardiac muscle cell membrane repolarization.